AUGGCAGAAAAAGUGCUUAUAGCGCUUGGAAUGGCGACUAGUGCAUUUAUCAUGGGUAUAUCAGUGAUCGCUGUGAUUUUCCUCUUCAGUGAUAUCAAUGAUCUGUAUAGUGGUGUCAUCGUUGAAAUGAAUGAUUUUAAGGAAAUAGCAGACGAUACAUGGACCAAAAUUCUAUCUAUCCGAUCAAAUGAGUUCCAGAAGGGAAAUGCAAACUAUCGCGAUUUUGAGACUAUUGUUUUGCGGGCCAAACGACAGUAUCCAUCACAUUGUCAAUGUGGCAAAAGAGUUAGUCAAUGCCCAGAAGGUCCUUCUGGUCCUCAAGGUGAUCCAGGAUUGAAAGGUCUUGAUGGGCCCGAUGGUGAUGAUGGACGUCCAGGUGUAAAUGGUGUUGCACUUUUAGCUACCUUCCAUAUUCCUGGUGGUUGCAUUGAUUGUCCACCAGGACCACGAGGACCGCCUGGUCCUCCUGGCCUCCCGGGAGAUAUGGGUGAACAAGGUAGUUGCGCGAAAAAAGGACCAGAUGGUAAACGUGGACCAUGUGGAAAAACCGGACUCCCAGGCGCACCAGGUAAUCAAGGACCAGAUGGUCCUCCUGGUAAACCUGGUCGACCUGGAAAAGAUGGUAAGCGAGGUUAUGGACCACCUGGAUCAAAAGGUCCUAAAGGACAACGAGGUCCGGCUGGUGAACCUGGAACAGAUGGUGCAAAAGGAGAUGAUGGAGAACCUGGUGAACAAGGACAACAAGGUGCAGCUGGGAAAGAUGGAAAAGCUGGCAAAGAUGGCAAAGCCGGAAUGCCAGGUAGUCCAGGUAUACCAGGACCAGAUGCUCAUUACUGCCCAUGUCCACAACAUGGAAACAAUGGAAGCUACAAAAAUCGUAAAGCGCUGUAA
Messenger RNA from Cercopithifilaria johnstoni, 891 nucleotides. The record is from the annotation of a GenBank genome assembly. Lineage: Eukaryota; Metazoa; Nematoda; Chromadorea; Rhabditida; Onchocercidae.